Molecule: messenger RNA, 1061 nt
Organism: Caenorhabditis angaria
Lineage: Eukaryota; Metazoa; Nematoda; Chromadorea; Rhabditida; Rhabditidae
Source: the annotation of a GenBank genome assembly
AUGUCCUCAAAUAUUGCUGCAGUUUUGCAUAAAACAAACGACUUAAGAAUUGAAGAAGUUCCAAUUCCAACUCCUAAACCAAAUCAAGUUCAGAUCAAAGUUCAUACUGUAGGUAUUUGUGGAAGUGAUGUUCAUUAUUGGACUCACGGAGAGAUCGGACCAUUUGUUGUGAAGAAACCAAUGAUUGUUGGACAUGAAACAUCGGGAACAGUUUCACAAGUUGGUUCAGAAGUAACACAUUUAAAAGUGGGAGAUCGUGUUGCAUUAGAGCCAGGGCUUCCAUGUAAAGAUUGUGAUAUUUGUAAAAAUGGUAGAUAUAAUUUAUGCACAAAGAUGAGAUUCUUCGCAACUCCGCCAAUCGAUGGAACAUUGGCAAGAUAUAUAGUUCAUGAUGCUGAUUUCUGUUUCAAACUUCCUGAAAAUGUUAGUUUUGAAGAGGGCGCAUUGAUUGAACCAUUAUCUGUAGCAAUUCAUGCGUCUAAACGUGGAGAUGUUAAAAUGGGAGAUCGCAUUCUGAUUUGUGGAGCUGGACCAAUCGGAAUUUUGAAUGUUUUGGCUGCUCAAGCGGCUGGAGCUAUUUCAAUCGCUAUAACUGAUAUUGAUGACUCAAGAUUGGCACUCGCAAAAAAAGUUGGAGCUGGAACAACAAUCAAUGUCAGGUAUGAGCUUUAUGUAUUUUUUGUUAGAAAAAUGAAUAUUUUUUCCAGAAACAAAACUUCUUUGGAAAUAAAAUCUGAAGUUGUCAAAGGACUUGGAGGCGAACCAAAUGUUUCAAUUGAAUGUACAGGUGUUCAAACAAGUAUUGCAACAGCAAUCGAGGUUUCACCAUUUUAAAUACAUAGACAUUCAUCAAAAUUAAUUUUUCAGACAACAAAAUCUGGUGGUACUGUAGUCCUCAUCGGCCUCGGUGAAAGUGUGAUCCAAUUUCCGAUUGUCGAAGCAGCAACAAGAGAAGUUGAUAUUCGCGGAAUUUUCCGAUAUGUUAAUACAUAUCCAAAAGCUCUGGAACUCGUUAGUUCUGGAAAAAUCAAUCUAUCUUGUAUCACAAGAGCACAUUAUAA